This is a messenger RNA of Habropoda laboriosa, 3694 nucleotides long. RefSeq names its product protein FAM13A. The record is from RefSeq and is a predicted model, not a curated record. Gene Ontology annotation, biological process: signal transduction. The transcript has 11 exons. Bases 789 to 3425 code for a protein of 878 amino acids. NCBI's taxonomy places the organism in Eukaryota, Metazoa, Arthropoda, Insecta, Hymenoptera, Apidae.
AAGGGCUCGAUGCGAUGUGCCGUGAUAGGGACAUGAACCCAAAACUAGUAGAUUCAAACGAUCUCUUUUUAUCGUCGUAUUGGUUGCCGGCAUCGGCUUAAAAAUUGAACUCGAGAGUUCUGUGCGCGUGUCGACGAAGGACUCUUCUUCGCCGGCCCCAUCUCCUUUGAGAAUUUUCUAUUCGCUGGUCGCCCCUCUGGUUCCCGUCAUCCCUUUAUCCCACACAUCGUUCCUUGUCCACCGUUUUAAACCCUUUUUUUCCCGUGCGAGAACCAAGAAAGAGAGAGAGAGAGAGAGAGAACACGUCCUCCGUUUUAAACCCUUUUUUUCCCGUGCGAGAACCAAGAAAGAGAGAGAGAGAGAACACGUGAAACAACGAAACACGAGAAACGGAAGUGAGACGGAGAACAAGUUCCUUUCUCGCUUCCAUUGAGAAAUUGUGAUUUUCUUUUUUACGUAACAAAGUGAUCGCGACAGCGAUAUUAGAAGGAAAGGAAAGGAUCGACGCUUGCCAAGGGAGGAAACAUUGUUGGAUAGCACGUACCUUGUUCUCUCGUUACACUUGUCUUUUCGCGCUUGAAAAACGCACGCGGGACCAGCAGAUUUGAAAGGCGCGCACCCUUUCUUCACCUAACCCUUGCGAAAUCAGCUACAACGAGGAAGAAACGAACAGUCAGAAGGUGUACUUCCAAGUAGCUUCCAGGCUGUACUCCAUUUAUUUCAAUCUGUGGAGAAUCGCGAGGGAGUGCAUUUGCGGCGGCGGUGGCUCACGGUGUAGACAAAGUGGGAUGAGACGUCCUCAGCAAGAACAUCACCAUCUCCACAGCAACCACCACAAUCACCACCAUCUUCAUCAUCACCAUCACCAUCACCAUCAUCAUCAUCAUCAUCAUCAUGGAUCCUCGACAAGUCCUACACGCUCUCGGCAAGUUCACGAAAAGGACGAAUCCCGUUUGGCGAAGGUGAAACGAGUUCUGGCAGUAUCGCUGUUGGGACGUAACGGAGGAUCGACGAGAAUAUUUGGUACACGAUUGGAUUCCAUCGAGCCGUACCUCGACACCGGCGUGCCUUUCGUGGUGCAUCGGCUGUGCAGUUACAUCGAAGCUCAUGGUUUUCAAAGUGCCGCCGUGUUUCGUCUUUCCGGCGGGAGUCCAAGACUAGCGGAAAGAUUGAGGGCCGCGUUUGAAAGGAGAGGAGACGCCGACUUGGAAGCUGCGGCAUGUCCUCCGACUGCGGCCACGCUUCUUCGUCAGUAUCUCAAAGAAUUGCCACAACCUGUCGUAUCUUCGACGCUCGUAGCUAGACUAUUGACCAUUCAUACUCAGAGUUACGCAAAUGAUCACGACUGCUGGAUCAGUUCAACCAAGGAGGUUCUUUCGACUCUGCCAUCCUCCCAUUAUCGUUUGUUCGGUUACUUGGCUCUUUAUUUAAGCAAGUAUGAAGCUAAACAUGGACGAAGCGCCGGCGUUUGCGGUGUAUUCGCUCCCGUGAUUCUACCUCAUGUUCCACCCGCUACCACGCUUCUUCGCGACAUCCUGGCCGAAGCGUCCGAAAUUUUUCCAGACUGCAUCCGUGAUAACGUGGUGAACGGCGUGAUCCCCGCGAGUGAUUGUAAAAUUUGCAAGGACGCAAAGGCCGAGCCGAAAGAUACCGAGGACGCGUCUCUGUUUUGCGCGCUGAAACCGCGUAAGCGUAAAGAACGUCGUGAGUCCUGUUGUCAAGAAAGGAAACUGAUAAGAAGCAGCAGCGAGGAACGUGUUCUUGAUAGUCCGACUGAAACCGCAGACACGAUUAGACGCGUGAGCAGUCACGAAGACUUCAAUAGUGAAGAACAUUUGCACAUUUUGUCACAACUCGGCCAAGACAUGGGUCAUGGUGUGAGAUGCGGAAGUCUUCCUUUGCACGAGAGAACGAAUGUUUCACCGGUAUCCAAGAAAACUCCACCAAUUCUGUCACCAUGUGAAACGGCGUUAGAAACGGAAAAGUUCGAAUGCGACGCUGAAAAAUUGAGAAGCAGCGAACGUUUCAGCCGAAGUAUUACUCCAAGGGGAAGAAGGCAGGCUCGAAGAAGAAGAGUGCACAAGGUUGCAGAUACGGAGAGCUCGAGCAAGGAAAACGAGGAAGAAACUGAUAAUAUUUAUAAUGUGUCAUCGAGCCCUAAUGGUCGUAAUGGUUCUCCAGCGCAGAGUUUUUUGGAAAUGUUGAGCAGCGGCCCGAGUCGAUCACCAUCACCGGCUCGUCCUCUUAUAGUUAGUCAUGAAGAUUUAAACAAUCCCAGCUUAACUAAUUGGACCUUUCAACGACAAGAAAAUGGAGAAGCUGCGGAUGCACGAGUGGAAGCUAUGUUUUCUCCAAGAAAUUCUUUAUUGUUACCUAGACGUUUUUAUUCUGAGAAUGAAAUGCAACCGACCGUUCCGAAUAUCGCGGAACUUGGUUUAAAAAGUUUGACUAAACAUAUAAAUGGUUUGAAGAAAAAGAUUAAAAAGUACGAAGACGAAUUUGAAGAAAAUUUUGGUUAUCGUCCAAGUCAUUCCGACAAAAUGAGUAACAAGGAUAUAAAACGAUUAUGCAUGGAGUUAAACAAAUUGCGGAAGGAACAUAAACUGUUAAAAGAAGAUCCAAUUAGUGCGUUAUUGGCUAAUGCAAAUAACAGAACAAGAACUAAUGGUAGCCCAACGAAUAACAAUAAUAGCCAAGAAAAGUCUGGAGCGACGUCGAUGGAAGAAGUAGUAAAAGAAGUAGAGAAAAAGCUUAACGAAAAGAGAUUAAAAUAUAACAGACCCGAGAAUAUGGAGGAGUUAACUUACGAACAACUGAUAGAUGAAAAAACUGCUGUCCAAAAAGCUUUGCUUCACAUUGAGAACACUUUUGGGAGACCAGUUUCUAAGGAAGACAGAGCUGUUGUUCGACCUUUGUACGAUAAAUAUAGAACAUUGAAAAGAUUACUCAUUAGAGCAGGAGUGAGCAAAAAUAAAGAUAGUAUUUCAGAAUUAGCUACUAUUUUGGAGCAUGAAGCAAUGGAUUUUACCUCGUCCAAUUUACCUGGUAAUCCAUCUGAUACGGAAAGAAGAGCCAGCGAACCUGAUAUGUCACAUAGAGGUAUUUUGGAUUGUAUAGAUUCGGUAGACCAAUUGCCAACUGAUAGUGAUAGUCAGCACAGCAGUAGCGAAGGAAGUCGUAGUAACAACGAAAGUCUUCAUGCUCUUCCACAAGAAGAAUUAUUGGUACAACAAAAAUUAACCAGGGAAGAGAAAAAGCGUCUGCGACGGGCUCUGAAAGAAUUAGAAGCACAGUUCGAAGCUCGUGCCGGCCGUAGAAUGCAAAGAGAAGACCGUGGUCCGCAUGUUACAUCCGUUUACGAAUCGUAUAAACAGGCCAAAGCAAAGCUUAGACUGAUCGAUGCUCUUAUAGCUAAAAAUGCUUGACGCAGUAUCUAAUUGAUGUCUUGAAAUCUACGUCCUAAUCCAGCAACAAGAAAAGCUUCAAACAUCUCGAAACGUGUGAAACAUACGCAGUGAUUAUUAUACAAUCGAUAAAUCAUACAACAUUCGUACAGUUAUAAAUAAUGUUAACACGCAAUAGUAAUGCCAAGAAAAAAUAUUUAAACGAAACAACAGUUAUUCAGACAAGAAGAUAUAAUAGUAUGUAUGAUAAUUUGAAUUUAUCUAAAAUCAAAACAUUUUAGAAAAAGAAA